AUGACACACAAUGUGUUGUGUGUUUGUUAUGAAUUCAAAGCAAAGCAAAGAUGGGUGAUCGGAUUGUUGUUUGUACAUUAUUCAGUAUUAGUAUUAAUAUAUAUCUAUCUAUCGAUGGAAGGAAUUAAAAGAUAUGUUAGAGGGUUUCUAAACAAACCACCACAAGAAGAGAGGAAUGUCAUAGAGUAUGAAGACUUGGGUGACAGUUAUGUCUUGCCAGAGGACUACACAGUAGAGGUGGAUCAAGAAGGUUAUCUCAAAUCAUUUUCAUUAGAUCAAGUUGAAGAAUAUAAACAGUUCUUUAAUCGUUUUGGAUUCGUAAUCAUUAGAGAUUGUUUAAAUGUUGAACAAUGUCAGAAUACAAUCGAUGAUAUAUGGAAUCAUAUUGAAAAAGAGAAUUGGAGAUAUCAUAAAAGACAAGAGGACACUCAAAUCAUUCAUAGAGAUGAUCCUAAAACAUGGGAGCCGUGGACGUCGAUGGCUCAAAGUGGUAUUUUAGGUGGACCACCAGUAUUUUCAAGACAGGCAAUCUUGAAUCGUUCCUCUUUAAAUAUACACCAAGUCUAUGCUAAUCUAUUGGGACGACAAGAUCUAUAUAUCAAUCAUGACCGAUACGGAUUAUUCAGACCGACACUUCUCAAAGAUGAAAAUAUGUUUCCUAAAAUGACACCAAAUCAUCAAUACAUCAAGGAAUUGGAGAAUGAUCCUAAUCAUCCAAACGUAUUUGAAAGACCUGAUUGGAAAACACUUCGAAAUGUACACCUUGAUUGUAAUCCAUGGGCAUAUUUGGAAGAAAAAACAGAUUCAACAAGACAAAGAAUAUUAUCAGCAUUACAAUAUGAACUUAAAUCAUCUGACUUUAUUUUAGAGAAUAAUGAAAUUGGUAUAAAGUCUCUUGAUGAAUUGCAUAUUCAAGGUUUGCUAAACUUGGCUGAUAACUUGACCGAUGAUGGUGGAUUUAUUGUUGUUCCAGGUUUCCCAAAUCAUUUUGAAGAAUGGUCUAAAAAGAAUGGAUUAUUAAAAAGAAAUAAUGGAGUAAAGAAUAGAUUUAUAUUGUUGCAUCCAACCAGUCCAAUACAACCAGUUAGAACUACUGCUAGAGCAGGUAGUCUUAUUUUAUGGAAUCAAAAGAUGGCACAUGGAUCAUUACCAAAUCAUUCGACUAGACCUCGCAUUGCACAAUUUAUCAAGGUGUCACCUGCACCAUUCUUUUCAAAAGAUAAAGCUCUUCUCCGUAGCAACCGUAUCAAAGAAUCUAUCGAUCCUGAAACAUUACAACAUUUAAAUGAUACUCUUACAGAUCAACAAAAACGUUUCAUCGGUAUUCAAACAUACCAAUAG
Messenger RNA from Cavenderia fasciculata, 1341 nucleotides. RefSeq names its product putative phytanoyl-CoA dioxygenase. The coding region runs from base 1 to 1341 and encodes 446 amino acids. The record is from RefSeq and is a predicted model, not a curated record. The transcript is spliced from 6 exons. NCBI's taxonomy places the organism in Eukaryota, Evosea, Eumycetozoa, Acytosteliales, Cavenderiaceae.